Talaromyces stipitatus ATCC 10500 is the source of this 1680-nucleotide messenger RNA. RefSeq names its product MFS glucose transporter, putative. Lineage: Eukaryota; Fungi; Ascomycota; Eurotiomycetes; Eurotiales; Trichocomaceae. Gene Ontology annotation, biological process: monosaccharide transmembrane transport. The transcript is spliced from 2 exons. The record is from RefSeq and is a predicted model, not a curated record. Gene Ontology annotation, cellular component: membrane. Bases 112 to 1578 code for a protein of 488 amino acids. Gene Ontology annotation, molecular function: hexose transmembrane transporter activity.
AACAACGACAACGACAACAACGAAAAGACCUUACAUCUCGGUAUGACAGAAUUCCUUUAACCUACUAGAUUAUAUACGGUGCAAGGCGCCGAUUACAUUGCGGCUGACACAAUGUCUGCGACUUCUCGUCAGUCGAACGUUACCGCGUACCUCAUCUAUUUGGUCUUCAUCUCAACCCUGGGACCCCUUCAAUUUGGCUUCCAUUUGGCUGAAUUGAAUGCCCCCCAAGCCGUCAUCACCUGCGAGAAAAAGAGCAUCAGUUCGAUAUCAUUUUCGGUACAGCUACCACAAUGCCUACCGAUGAACGCAUCGCAGUUUGGGCUUGUCUCAUCCAUAUACACUCUUGGGGGUCUUGUUGGAGCUCUGGUUUCUGGACCAGUUGCAACCAGAUCGGGCCGGCUAUUGGUAUUAAGAGCAACUACAGCUUUCUUUGUUGUGGGCUCGAUCGCUGAAGCAUUAUCCCCAAACAUUGCUGUCUUGAAUAUAGGAAGAUUUCUGAGUGGUGUCGGAGCUGGAGCAUCGAUUGUGGUCGGCCCAAUCUACGUGUCUGAGAUUGCCCCGCCCUCGUCAAGAGGAUUUUUCGGUGCUUUCACUCAAGUCAUGACAAAUGUAGGCAUCUUGUUGACACAAAGUCUCGGAUACUUCUUUAGCAGAGGGAGCUUAUGGAGAAUCAUUCUCGCUGUGGGCGCCGGCCUUGGCUUAGCCGAGUUUCUUGGCCUUCUUUUGGUGGCAGAGAGCCCGUCCUGGUUGGCCGAACAUCAUCACGCAGAUAGAGCGCGCCAAGUCCUGCAACGUAUUCGUGGCAAAAAUGCGGAUAUUGAAGAGGAGGUACAAACCUGGAAGAUUGGCUCAGCUGAAAGCAAUGGGGAUGGCGAGCAAGAAUCUUUGUUGUCACAGCACACACAUCAACCCUCGCCCCAAGAAUCCCGCGUCACUAUACUGACAGUGGCCACUAAUCCGCAGUAUCGACCUGCUAUCAUUGCGGUUGUCAUUGUCAUGCUUGCACAACAAUUUACUGGUGUGAACAGCAUAAUUAUGUACAGUGUCUCCUUACUGCAGAGUACUCUACCGACUGCCGCUCCGUUGUUAGCUGUCAUUAUCUCUGCCCUAAAUCUCGUCGUCACCUUGGCGUGCUCUCCUCUGCCGGACAAAAUCGGUCGCAAGACCUGUCUUUUACUCAGUGUUGGUGGCAUUGGUUUAGCAUCAGUGCUGCUGGCCAUUGGUAUCUCUGUCGGUCAGAAGAUUGUAUCCGCAUUAGCAAGUCUACUAUUCGUCGCUAGCUUCGCAGUCGGGCUAGGUCCUGUACCCUUCAUCCUUGCUUCAGAACUUGUGGGGUCUGAGGCUGUUGGCGCCAUUCAGAGCUGGGCGUUGUCUGCCAACUGGAUUGCAACGUUCAUUGUCGCCCAGUUCUUCCCCAUCCUCAACGGAGCUCUUGGCGGAAAGGGCCAGAUAUAUUGGAUCUUCGCCGCCCUGGCCGGUCUGUUCGGCCUACUCAUCUAUCUCCGCGUUCCAGAGACGAAAGGCAAGUCCUCACCCGAUGAGGUCUGGGGGCGGGUUGACGAACGCCGAAUUGAUUAGUGAUAGUACAUUGAAUGUGAACUGUUGAGUUGAUAUCAUUUCCUGUCAAGUCGACCCACCUAGUCGUGCAUAUUUUUAGCAUCAAUGCAAAACGUCUGGCUG